GUGGAUACAACCGAACUGCAAGCCCUGAAAACUUCGAAAUUGACAGAGGCCGCUUCCGCUGAGGAUAUCUUUUAUUUGGUAUCAGCUAUGAAAGACAGUGGACUCGAAGUUGACAAAACUAAAGUUACUGAAGUUAUCAAUAAGAUCAAGGCAAAAGACUCAACUGCUUUAACAAUGGCCUAUAUCCUUCAAACUGUCGCGAAACUUGGUCUCUCGAAGGCUUCUAUCAAACCUUACCUGGACUUGGCCAACGAUGUGUUGGAUCAAGCAGAUGAACUUAAUGGAAAUCAGUUGUUUUUUGAAAGAGGCAUAUUUACUACAACCAUGGUAGCUCAAGGAGUCGCUGACAUCAUCACAUCCUACGGUGAAAUGGAGGGUAUCUCUGAGCCGAAAUUGGUGAAACUGAUCAACUUCCUGUACACUCGUCGCCAUUCGACGAAUCUCCGUGCGGCCGCUCAUCUGGCUGCAGCACUGAAAGCUUUUUCGCAUAAUGCAGUUGUUACUCCCGUUUCGAUCACACUUGGUGCACAACCACUGGAUGAUUCCAAGGAACAGUUUGCAGCUGGUGCAGAAGUGCACCAUGCCUCUCCGAAGUUACGAUUACGUCUUUUCACUCUUGGGGGUGAUAGUCUGAACCCGACGAAGAUUACGCUAAAGGCUGCUGGUUUGUACGCGAUUCAAGGUCCGAAUAAAAUACGCGUGUUGACCGGACCAGCAGAGCGUGGCUCAUUCAGCUCUCCGGAUGGCAAGUCUUAUUUUGAACUAUCGCUGGCGUCAGCUAACGGUUCUCUGCCCACGCGUAACUGGUAUGAAUUGGAAUUAUCUGCUCGGUGGAAAGGGGAAAGUUCGAAACAACGAAUUCUCGGUCUGUCCAACGUUCAGCUCCCUCUUCGCGUUUUGGCCAACCCAAAGAUAGUGGAUUCCAUAAUGAAAGUUGGUGAUGGUGCCCAUGACAAAUAUCAGACUGAGAUCAAACUCAAACCAGGAUCACGAAUCACCGGGUCUGGUGCAAGCGGGUCUAUCCCCAUUGAGAUUGGUCAACGUAUGUUGCUCUCUCUACGUUUCGUCGAUGAUGAUCCAGCGGAAACACCAUUGACUGUCCAUCAGGCGUUUGUGCAGUUCACACACCAAGAGACUGAUCAGAGCAUCACUUUUGUUUGUAAUGAAGUUGCUGCGGUCGGGAUCGCGAGUGCCAAAGCCUAUCAGUUGAAGCUGGAUCCGGAAGGCUCCGCUGCUGAUUUCGACAACAUGGAUGGUAUUUACAAGAUGGAAUUACUGGCCGGCGACAGUUUAUUCUCGAAACCACUGCUGUGGCAUAUGGCCGAUGUGAGCUUGCAUUUUACCGGUCCCCGUGGGUUAGACAGCGCGAGACGUGCCGCGGACGCAGCCGAUAUUUCUCGACAAAAGUCCCCGUCCAGUGCUGGAAUGAAACGUGCCGGCAGCAAUCCACUCAUUGGAACUGGACCUACCAAAGCGAAACCAGGCAUUGAGCACGUUUUUCGUCCACCAGAACGACGAGCUCCGCGUCCUCUUGCGUGGGCCUUCACCGUACUAUGUGCUGUCCCGCUUCUGGGUCUCCUGAUUUCCUGGUCUAUGAUCGGAUUCAAUCUGUGGAAUUUCCGAUUCAGUUUGUCUGCUAUCGUUUUCCAUGCUGGUUUCAUUGCGAUCCUGGUUCUGUACUACAUUUAUUGGUGCUAUUUGGAUAUGUUCACCACUCUUGGCUAUCUUACUGUUCUUGCCGUUCCCACAUUCCUGGCUGGUAAUUCGGUGUUGCGAGCUCAACUGGCCGCUCGUCAAGCAUCGCCCACGAGCAACACCACGAAGAAGUAG
Molecule: messenger RNA, 1830 nt
Organism: Echinostoma caproni
Lineage: Eukaryota; Metazoa; Platyhelminthes; Trematoda; Plagiorchiida; Echinostomatidae
Source: the annotation of a GenBank genome assembly